CGUUCCGAAUAUUUGAAAGUUCACUCAUGUAACCAUUCAUCUGAAAGAUUUAAGUUUAGUUACUGUCGGGGACGGGGUAAUAAUUUAAUUGAAGUGAGCUCAGUUACUUUACUGAUACGAUACAGUGUAUUAUCUCGUGAGCGAAUAUUUACCAGUGGAAAUUUUAAUACCAGUUGUUGUAACGCUAGAUAAUUUAAUAUGGGGACAGAAACCGAUGAUAACCCUGCAGAUCACAGAAACACUUUUCAACCAUCUCCAGAAGAGCUCGAACACUGGAUGCAGAAGGCUUUUGACAUGGCUAAAGAAGCUUUAGAGAACGGCGAAGUGCCUGUUGGAUGUCUCAUGGUGUACAACAACGAGGUCCUAGGCAGAGGGAGAAACGAAGUGAAUGAAACUAAAAAUGCCACCCGGCAUGCAGAGAUGGUUGCUUUGGACCAUGUGCUGCAAUGGUGUCACCAGGAGAACAGGAACUCCAAGGAGGUGUUUAAGGAAACCGUCCUCUACGUGACAGUGGAACCCUGCAUCAUGUGUGCUGGGGCCUUACGGCUGCUGAACAUCCCCCUGGUGGUGUACGGGUGCCGAAACGAGCGGUUUGGCGGAUGCGGGUCGGUGCUGAACGUUCCGGCAGACGAGCUGCCGCGCACUGGAGCGCCAUUCAAGUGCAUAUCGGGCUUCAGGUCUGAGGAGGCUGUGGAGCUGCUGAAAUUGUUUUACAAGCAGGAAAACCCAAAUGCCCCGAAACCGAAAGCAAGAAAAGACUGAAGAAGGAAAGUUCUACAUGUGUACACCAGGGGGCUCUAGUCAUCAAGCAAUGAAGUCGGUGGCAAGGGGCCAUGCGGCUCGGAGGCUAUGCGUUCUCUGAAACGAACUGGAAAAAAGGCUUGAUUUGACCGCGGUCUGCACAAAUCACUCUUCGUUAUUCUUUUAAGAAAAACGAUUUAAGGCCUUCUUCUGUAUUUUAUCUGAGAUCCGUGAAUGUAUCCUGUAAUAUUCGUGAAAGUCUUUUUUGUUGUUGUAAUUGUGUGGCUGCAUUUUGUGUGUCAUGCCAUGUUCUAUGAGUCUUAAUGCCGCUUGUGCAGGCCACAUAAAUUCAGUGCAUAAAAUAUAGUGUAAUACAGUGCUGAUCUAAUUUGACGUGAUUUUAAUUUGAUUGCAGAGCGGAAAAGGAGGUUUUUGUACAGAGCAGCGUUGUACAGUACGUGAACCUCUCUCAAAUGUGGGUUUCCUGCAAGGCUGUGGGAAUAGCCGAGUGGACCAUCAGCUUUACUGGGGUAACGGUUCUGACACAAAUUGGCGGGGCACUGAAUCGUUGUGUGGACUUGCCUCUGGCCUACUCCCGCCUCCCCCCCCCCCCCCCCCCCCCCCUCUGUCCUCGUGUGACCCAGAUCCCAGGCUCCGGCUCCCUCCGUUUCCCCUGGUAACGGUGCAGGUGCGUGCACAGAUCGUUGGAAUGGCUGCUCUCUGCCGGUUCGAUUCCUGCGAUGGAACGGGCGCGGUCUGUCAUCCCUUUGACAGCCCGACGGGCGGACUAGUAGCAGUUUGAUGAGCUUGCGCUCUUCCUGCAGACUAAUCUAUCCGUUCGCUCUCCUUUUUCUUUUUUCUGUGCGCUGGCUGUGGUUCCAGCUCAGAACUGGGAGUAGAGUGUGUUGAUGUGUAUGAAAGGGAAAAGAAAUCUUCCUGGAAGAGGGCCUACAUAUCGGACAACAUGCCACAAGGUCUUGAUUACACAGGCCACGAUUUAUGUCAUCAAGACAGACUGGGAAUAUUUUCCUUUGUACAGAUCAAAGCAAUACCAUGAGCAUGAUUUUGUUCUUGUCAAAUUUUCAGAUCCUUACCCUUUCUGAGAAUAUGAGUGUGUAUGUGAUAUUUGUAUGGACUAGGAAAUGGCGAAACAUUUGUAUGUAUGAUAUGUGGGUUUGUCUACACUGAAAUGCCAGUCUUAUAGUGAACAGGCAAUUUGUUGGCCCAUGUGUCUUAUACUCUGUAUUUUUUAAAAGAAAUUCAAUCUGAUGAAACAGUU
Anguilla anguilla (European eel) is the source of this 2020-nucleotide messenger RNA. RefSeq names its product adenosine deaminase tRNA specific 2 (gene adat2). The coding region runs from base 199 to 762 and encodes 187 amino acids. Lineage: Eukaryota; Metazoa; Chordata; Actinopteri; Anguilliformes; Anguillidae. The record is from RefSeq and is a predicted model, not a curated record. Gene Ontology annotation, cellular component: cytoplasm; nucleus. Gene Ontology annotation, molecular function: zinc ion binding; tRNA-specific adenosine-34 deaminase activity. Gene Ontology annotation, biological process: tRNA wobble adenosine to inosine editing. The transcript has 6 exons.